Messenger RNA from Exophiala mesophila, 1050 nucleotides. RefSeq lists its product as uncharacterized. Bases 1 to 1050 code for a protein of 349 amino acids. The transcript has a single exon. The record is from RefSeq and is a predicted model, not a curated record. Lineage: Eukaryota; Fungi; Ascomycota; Eurotiomycetes; Chaetothyriales; Herpotrichiellaceae. Gene Ontology annotation, molecular function: oxidoreductase activity; zinc ion binding.
AUGGCUCCCGUUCUACCGAAUACAAUGCGCGCCGUCGUGUUCAAAGGCAAUUACAAAGUGGCCGUUGAAGACAGGCCGGUUCCAAAGUUGCAGCACCCUACAGAUGCGAUCCUCAAGGUCAAAUACAGCGCUCUAUGUGGCAGCGACCUCCAUUACUAUCGAGGCCACCUCAAAUGUCCAUCGGAUUUCGUCUGCGGCCACGAAUUUGUGGGCACCAUCGUCGAGCGGGGAGACGCCGUGGUGGACUUUGCAGUUGGCGAUGAUGUCGUCGUUCCUUUCUAUACGGCUUGUCAAGAAUGUUUCUAUUGCAAGCGAGGCCAAGCGUCACGCUGUUCGAAGGGAGAGUUGUUCGGGAACAGCGUCCCAGCAAAUGCUAUUGAUGGUGGCCAGGCCGAAUACGUCCGGGUGCCGCUUGCAAAUUCGACCCUUGUCAUAACCCCAAAGAACAUCCCUGAAGAGAUGCUAGUCUUGAUGGCAGAUAUUUUUCCCACCGGAUACUUUGGGGCUUCUCGCUUCCUCAAGAACAUGGCGCCUUCGGACAAGCAAUCUGCUACCGUCGUUCAGGUUGGGUGCGGGCCCGUUGGUAUCUGCGCCAUCAUAUCUGCUCUCAGAUGGUGCAAGACAGUGUAUGCGGUCGACUCGAUACCAGACCGACUGGCGGCAGCGGAGAAGCUCGGUGCUAAACCGAUUUUACUGUCUGACAACCCUAUCGAAAAGGUCAUGGCUGCCACCGAUGGUCGAGGAGCCGACGUCGUCAUCGAAGCGGUCGGGCAUGCCGACGCACUCCAGCUCGCGGUUGAUUUGAUCCGACCAUUCGGCCAGAUCUCGUCCAUCGGUGUGCACACGCAGACCUUGCCCCUGAGUGGACUACAGCUUUAUGGCAAGAAUAUAACCCUAGCUCUCGGGCGAUGCCCGGUCCGAAGUAUUUUUGAGGAAGCACUCGAGGUCCUCAUCCAGGAACAGGAAAAGGUCAAGCCUCUGCUGGGUUUGAUGGUGAGCCUCGAGGAGGCACCAAAAGCCUUUGAGGAUUUUGAACAACAAAAGGUAUGA